Chelonus insularis is the source of this 2356-nucleotide messenger RNA. RefSeq names its product anaphase-promoting complex subunit 7 (gene APC7). The coding region runs from base 347 to 2068 and encodes 573 amino acids. The record is from RefSeq and is a predicted model, not a curated record. NCBI's taxonomy places the organism in Eukaryota, Metazoa, Arthropoda, Insecta, Hymenoptera, Braconidae. Gene Ontology annotation, biological process: cell division; protein ubiquitination; positive regulation of mitotic metaphase/anaphase transition. The transcript has 7 exons. Gene Ontology annotation, molecular function: protein binding. Gene Ontology annotation, cellular component: anaphase-promoting complex.
GACAUUACAUUUUUUCACGAUUGUGAAAAUGAUCCGAAAUUAUCUAACAAGGAGAGGGUCUAGGUUUAGGAAAUGCAGUAUUAAUACGAUAUUUGGCGUGUGCAUUUUAUUUAAAUAAUAUGUAUCAAUAAUUUAUAUGGAGUCAACAUCAAUAACUAAGGAUAGAAAUUUUCAUUUAUACAGUUGGUAGAUGGUGUUAAGCACUUGAGAAAAAUAAAAAGUAUCGAUAGAAAGGAUCGAGUUGUCGUAAAUAAAAACAUCGAUAUUUCGAUCAAUCGACUUUAAUUGCUUAAUUUUAUUCAGAAUCUAAAAGCAUAUACUUCAAGUUAUUUAAUUAUUUAUAAACAUGACAAAUUUAUAUGAUCAAAUAAAACUUUUAUAUGAUCAACAAUUAUAUUCUAAUGUGAUUUCAUUAUCUAACUUAGUAUUAUCAUUAACGGAUCACAAUAAUGAUUUAUUAAAUCCAACUUCAAAAUUUUUAAUUUACGUUCAUUGUGCCGAUUCAUAUUUACAUUUGGCUGACUACAGGAAAGCAGAAUCAUUUUACAGAAAAUCUUUACAAUUUCGAAAAUUUUUACUAAAAUCCAAGAAUGGAGCUAAACCUAUUAAUCAGGACAAUUAUAAAGAUCUCACAUCUGAUAAUGAUAUUAAAUAUCAAAUUCACGUGUGUUUGAUGAAAAUGAAGAAUCAAUUCGAAGCACUGCAGGUGUUACAAAGUAUACCAGGCAAACAACGAACAGCUAAAAUAAAUAUGGCUCUAGCCAAAAUAUUCCACGAACAAGGAAUGGAGCGUUCAGCAAUUACAACUUAUAAAGAGGUUUUAAGAGAAUGUCCUUUAGCCUUAGAAGCAGCAGAAGGUCUAUUAUCACUAGGAGUUAAAGGCAUUGAAGUUAAUUCAUUAAUAGUGGGAUCAUCAGCUAAUUUAUCAAGCCUAGAUUGGCUAAAUACUUGGAUUAAAGCCCAUGCCUAUUUGCAUAGCAGAGAAUAUAAUCAUGCAAUUACAGCUUUUAAAUCUUUAGAUAAUAUUAAUUUUCUACGUGACAAUUUCAAUUUGUUGUUAACAAUGGGUGAAUGUUAUUAUUAUGCAGGAGAUGAUAAGAAUGCAUUAUCAUGCCUGAGAAGAGCAAGAUCCAUUGAACCAGAUAACCGUAAAGGAUUAGACUUAUAUGCAGCUCUUUUGUACAAAGGACAAUAUAUAAAAGAAUUAGAAAAAUUAAUUCCUUCAUUAACAAUUAACAAUGAAUGUUCAUCUGAAAUUUAUGUAGCUAUGGCAUAUACAUUAUAUGCAUCAAGAAAAUUUAUUAGAGCUAAUACAUUAACUAUUCAAGCAAUUAAUUUAAAUCCUGGUAAUAUUGAAGCAAUUAUCUUACGUGGAAAUACCCUUAUUGAGCAAAAAAAAUAUCAAGAUGCGUUACAUCAAUUUAGAGCAGCUAUGCAAUUAAAACCAUACCGUUAUGAACCACAUAAAGGUUGUGUUGAUUGUUAUGUUGGAAUGCACCGGCUAAGAGAAGCAUUAAACAUCGCUAGCAGUGCUUGUAAACAACUGGGUCAUACUCCUCGAGUAUUAACACUCUAUGCUUCAGUACUGAUGAAAGAUCCAGUUUCGGUGGGAAAAGCUAAAAAUCUUUUAGAUAAAGCAUUAGCUCAAGAUGAAUCAUAUUUACCAGCUGUAUAUUUUUUGGCAGAAAUAUAUGAACAAGAAAUGAAUUUAGAGGCCGCAAUAGAAUUACUAGAAAGACAAGUUGAUAUUCAACCAACUUGCAAAUUACAUCAAAUGUUAGGCGAUUUAUGGGCUAGAAUACAUAAUGAAGAAAAAGCACUCAACCAUUAUGCUAUUGCAUUAAAUCUAGAUCCGAAUAACAGACGUGCGCUAGAAGGUAUGCACCGAUUAGAUAAUACAACGACAAAAUUUGAAUCAUCAUAUUACAUGACAGUAGGUGAAGAAAAUGCUGAUCCAACUUUCGAUGUUGGCGAUGGAUUACCUGAUUCAGAUAAUGAUGAAGUUGCUGAAGAAAGUGAAACUGAAGCUGUUUGGUCCGAUAUGGACUUGGAAGCUAAUAGCCAAUAGUUAAUUUUACAAUAUUAAUAAUAUCAACUGUUUUUCAUAUUCACUUUAAUCAUUGCAGUUGGAAAUCUUUUAAAAAUCUAUUGAUGAAUUUUUUGCGUUUACUAAUCAAUUGGUUAAUUAUUAAUUAUACAUAUAAUAGAAUUUUUUUUUUGUAAAAAAUAUUUUUGUUGUAAAAUAAUUAUUUUUAGGCUAGUUUACAAUACAAUUUUAUUUCAAAUUAUACUUAUCCUUAUUUUAAAUCGUCUUUCAAUUAUAUCUCACCAUUAUGAAAAUGAAAAGAGAUUUUGU